ACCAGACUGCCCAGAAAGUCCUGAGUGCAGACAGAGACGACCAGAUUAAAGUGUUACAGGACCUCAGCCAGAACUUCCCCUCCAAAACUAGAUCUUUGUCAAAAGUUGCUGUGAAGAGUGAGGUCAAAAAUGAAAUAUCUCAGAACAGAAAGAAUUUUGAUGAUCUGAAUAUUGGUACUGGAGAGUCAGCUAUGUUUUUGAAUGGCAUUCCUGUUGAGAUGGAGGUCUAUGAUAUAUACACACUGCUGGAUCUAAUGAAAUCAGAGGCCAGAAUUAUGGAGGGGCUCUUCUCAAUGGGAUUCAAGGGUGAUGAAUUAGAAAAGUUUAUGCGUUUGGACCUAGGAGGAGAUUCAAAGGAGUUUGCUUUGGAUAUCAGACACACAGCUAUACAGUUUUUGAAUGACCUGGAAAAUGACAAGAAGUACAAAAACUGGCCGAGCAGUGUCCAGGAUAUUCUGAGGCCAACCUUCCCAGGAAUGCUGCGACAUGUCGCCAAAAACUUCUUCCACCUGGUAUUUUUUGUGGAUCCUACAAGACAAACAGACAUAGAAUUAAUAAAAAUGGCUGAGGCCUUCCUGGUUCACAGUGCUCCAAUCAGAUUGAGCGUUGUGUUUGUUGUGAACUUUGACCUGGAAGCAGAUCCUCAUGAAGAUGCUAGUAUUGCAAUCUCCAGAGCGUUUGACUAUAUAAGACAGGAACAUGAUUUUCCCAAAGCUCUUUCAUUUGUCACAGAUAUUUACGAAAAGGCCAAGGGAGAAGAAAUUACAGCCAAGCUGGUUAUUAAAGAAUUCAAAAAGAAGUAUGCUGAUGCAGAUAUGAAGGAAGUGUUUGGCAAAGACAGUGAUGAAUAUGACAUUCUCAGAAGAGCAGCUAAAGAUUAUGUGGAGAAGUCUGGACUGGGGAAUUUCCCACAGGUCCUGCUGAACGGGAAUCCAUUAAAGAAGUCCUUCCUGACAGAAGAUACUUUUGAGGAGGGCGUGGUCUCUCAAAUAAUGACACAGACUCCGGACAUCCAGAAAGCUGUCUACCAGGGAAAUCUCCAUGACUAUAUGAACAUACUUGAGUACCUCAUGGAAAAGGAGCAUGUACUUCCAAGGUUGAACUCAAGAGUUCUCUCCCCUCCUAAGAAAUCCCUGGAUUUCACUACUACAGUCGAUGAUACGCUGAGUUUGGACAGUCUCUAUCAAAAGAGCUCGGGAGAGAUCACGGCCGUCAUGGCUCGAGAUAUGAAAUAUCUCACUAGAAAAGAUGAGGAGAGUUUAUUUCCUGUCACUGUGUGGGUGGUGUGUGAUCUGGAAACCCCCAAAGGGAGGGAACUCCUGUACUCCACCAUCAAACAACUGGUAAGCUAAGUAUUUUUGCUCUUUUAUUGAAUACAUUGGGAA
This is a messenger RNA of Saccostrea cuccullata (small rock oyster), 1385 nucleotides long. Its product is annotated as UDP-glucose:glycoprotein glucosyltransferase 1-like. The record is from RefSeq and is a predicted model, not a curated record. Gene Ontology annotation, cellular component: endoplasmic reticulum. Gene Ontology annotation, molecular function: UDP-glucose:glycoprotein glucosyltransferase activity. NCBI's taxonomy places the organism in Eukaryota, Metazoa, Mollusca, Bivalvia, Ostreida, Ostreidae. The transcript has 11 exons. Bases 192 to 1352 code for a protein of 386 amino acids.